Molecule: messenger RNA, 5832 nt
Organism: Atta colombica
Lineage: Eukaryota; Metazoa; Arthropoda; Insecta; Hymenoptera; Formicidae
Exons: 18
Coding region: 836-4945 (1369 amino acids)
Biological process (GO): actin filament bundle assembly
Cellular component (GO): actin cytoskeleton; plasma membrane
Molecular function (GO): actin filament binding
Source: RefSeq, a predicted model, not a curated record
GCGGGGUGCAUCAGGAUAUAAUAUCAGUUCUUUGGAGAGUCCAAAACGAGACUCUCGCAUGCGAUCCAGCACAUAUGGGGUGUCACUCUGACUCCCGACAAUCCCGACUUCCUGCAGAAAGUGUCCGAAAUGGCGAAGGGCAUAGGCGGCCGUCGACGAAAGAAAAUCACCCGAUACAUGCGACGAGUGUCGGUCGGUGGAGCGGCGAGGAGCAGGCAAACGUGGAUAACACCGCGAUAAGAAAAAGACGCAGCGAUGGCACGGCGGUAGCUAGACCAGGAUGGAAAGAGGAGAGAAAGAAGAAGCGAGAGAAAGAAAGAGUGAGAGCGAAGGGGUCGGUCGACCGACGACCGGUACCAUGGUCCCAAGCUAGGAGCCGAGUCAGCAGAGUGUCAGUCAGGCUCGAGACACCCGCGCGAACGGAGCGAGAGAGCGAGGUGGUGACUCGGCUGGUUUACCUCCCCUUCUUCUAACGUUCUUCGCGGAUGCAACCCCCUCCUCCUACACACACUCAGACGAGGUAUUAAUCCUCUCCUGGUCUAUCACGGAGCAGGAGUACACGGAGUAGUGUCGCGCGGAGUGUCGUACGGGAUAGGAUACGCGCAGAGGAGAGCGGCUCGCCGGUGUCAUCCGGAUAACGUUGCUCGUUAUCACACCCCGUAGCACGCGCCGUAUCUCCGCCCGUAUCUCCACCCAGAGUGCACUCGAUCGGCAGCGAUACACGAAGAAGGACUGCCACGACGACGACGACGACGCCGACGACGAGGCGGUUAUUGUUGUGAGCUACUCCGAAGACCGAGUGUGUGUCCACGGUGUGAUCACACAAGGAACCACAAUGGCGGAGGUGGCAACAAAGAAGUCGAUCAAUGUAGUAAGUAGCAAGAAGAACGAGGUGUGCGGUGUUCAAUCUAACAACGGUUUGAUUGAUUUGGAUGAUCUAACCACGAGUAACACUCAACUAAUUUCAUUGUGCGACGAUGACGAUCUCGUACUCACAAACAAUACACGUAACGAGCUUGAGAACGACGACAAGAGUCUGCAAGAGCUGAUAGAGAGUGAACUGGCCCUGAGAAUCUGCUCGAGUAAAGACGACGAUGAUGCCGUUAUCGAAGAAACCGAAAAUGUCAUCUCUCAACCGGAGACAAUCAAGAAAAUCGUUCUGGAUUGUCGACAGGAUCCCGUUGAUGUUAAUGCGGAGUUCAUAGCUGCCGAGAGCGGGCAUUAUUCUUUAGUCGAGGAACCAUAUGGUCAUCGGAAUGGUCAUGUGUCCCCACACGUCAACAUUGAAGUUGUAAAACCAAAACCAGGACGUUUCGAUGAUGAAGAAGAAGAUCAAGCGUUUGUCGAGCAAUCGGAAGCUGAUGCGCCGAUAAUUAUUCAGAAAACGAACGAAGGUGAUCAAGAGUCAAACCGCAACGAAGCUGUCGAUGUUAGCAGUAAUAGUGAGGAGUGUCAGGCGAUUGUCAAGGAAGCUGUUCCUCCCACGGAUGAUGCAGACUCUGUCAAUGUCACAAAUGAUUUCAUAGAUGAAUCGAACUCCCAGUCUUUCCCAAUUUCUGCGAGUUGUCCCGUGGAUAAAUACCAACGAGAGGAAGAAUUAGUGCCGAAGAUACUCGAUGACGUAGAUCUCCUUCACACCGAUGUUGAACAGGAAAGAAAGAACGUAGAUAUUCCGAACAUAUGGACUGACCAUACGCCUGCCUUUCAUGGUCUGCAGGCCGGUCGGUUCUAUAAUUGUGAAGAGGAGCUCUAUCCAUUAAAUCAAAACCUUGAAGAAAUGAAAUUCUCUUGGAUGAAUAAAAAGUCUUCCACGAAUGAACAUAUCGAUACACUUAAUGAUUCCUGUGCAAACAAUUCUGUCGAGGAGGAAAAGAAGAUUCCCACAUCGCCGAUCCGUCAGGAUAAAUCGUCACUCUCCGAAACGAUCGAAGAAGUCGAUUUGAAACUGAAAGAUUCUCAUUUCUCCGACGACGUCUGCCAGUCCGAGAUGUCCGCAGAGAUGGCCAGUACGCAGGAAUUCCUCGAUAUAGAACGUCGUGUGCUAAAUGAAGAGAUCGAUCAGGAACCACCGCAGAUUGUGAUAUCCUCAGAGAUCGCCGAAUCUCAGGCAACAUCGGGAUCGAUUCUGGAAAACGAAUCGCCAGAGUGUCUCGUUGCGGAAGAUAUGCAAAAUCUGGUAGACGAAUCCUCGAGCGAGUUCUCGGCGUCAGACUCGACUUUCAUCGAAAAAACCGAGAUUGUAGUAUCUGACACGAGCGUGACGAUCUUUUCGGAGACGAGACAACUCGUCGCCGAGCAGAUCGGGAAUCUCGACUCGUGGACCACAGUCGAAGAGGCCACAAAAUCGGCAGACGCCGAAGAACUACAGAAGGAUGCGCCAACCGCGACGGAACGUGACGCGGUUAACGACGCGACGAGGGACGAUAAUGAAGGGAAGCAAGACGAUUACCUUGCACCCUCGUCCCCCCGUGCGCCUCUAGCCACACCGGACGAGACGGAGACGAGCGAUGUUUCUAACGCCUGUGACAGCGAAAGCCGCGAGGAAACGGUGACCACGAGUUCCACCGUGGUGACCUCCUCAAAAGGUGGGACCAAAACGAAGAAGAAGAAGAUCGAGGGCGUUGCUGGUAACGAUGCCACCUCGCCAAACCUUACGCCGCGCACAAAGAAAACCAAGAAGAGCAAGAAGAGCGAUCUCGAGAAGGAGAACAUCUCCGUGAACUGUAGCUUACAAGACGCAAGCAUGCAUACGGGCACUCAGCGAUCGCAUUCGGAGAUGAUCGAUUUUUCCGCCAAGGACGAUUUAUCGAACGUCAAUGUUAAGUCACUGACACAGAACUAUGUCUCGGAGACAAGUCGUAGUGAUCAGGAGAAGUUGUGCAGGGAGCGGAUAGCGACUGGCGUGUCCAUCAAGCAAUUAUGUCGCAGCUUUGGCGACAUCUCGAACAUGAGUGACGGCGAUCAGGCAACUUUUGGGAAAGCGAACCAUGCGAUGGAAAUUGAAGAGAAAUCGAGCUUUAAUAAAUUCGACGCUCUUAGCAAGAAAGUUCUUCAUGUGCGUUCGGUUGAUGCGGGAAAAGUCCAACAGCAGCUGAAUGCAGUGGGUCAGAAUGCCGAUGCGAAUACGAACUGUCGCAGCUGUGGCAAGGUCGUGUUCCAAAUGGAGCAGACAAAGGCCGAGGGUCUGGUCUGGCACAAGAAUUGCUUCCGGUGCGUGCAGUGUAGUAAGCAGCUCAAUGUGGACAAUUAUGAGAGCCACGAGAGUAAACUCUACUGUAAGCCACACUUCAAGGAACUCUUCCAACCGAAACCGGUCGAGGAGUCCGACCAACCUGUGCGACCUCGAAAGCCGGAGCUGAUCAUACGGGAGAACGAGCCGAAAGAAUUGCCGCCCGAUGUGGUCAGAGCUUCCGACAAACCUGAUCUGGGACUCGAGGAACUUUCAAGCUUAAACGUCAAGUCGCGCUUCCAGGUCUUUGAGAAAGCUAGUACGGAGAACACCAAUGAGAUCGAACGAUCACCAUCACAAAUCGCCGUCAAGAGAUCACCCAGCAUCCUUAGUAAACUGGCCAAAUUUCAAGCGAAAGGCAUGGACAUUGGCGUGGCAGACGAAUCUCUCAAUGGCAUACCUUAUGAAGAGUCCAGCGAAAGUGAGGAUGAAGUGGAGGCAGAAGAAACCGAAGAAGUGGAAACUGAAAUCGUAAAGUCAAAACGCACUACACGCGAACGACCGAUCAGCUUUUCAAAGAUGGACGACAUCAAAAAUCGUUGGGAGAGCACCAGCCAGCAGGGAAGACGCGAGGUUCAGCGCGAGGCUAGGAAGGAAGAAAUCGCAGGAAUCCGUUCACGAUUGUUCUUGGGUAAACAGGGUAAAAUGAAGGAAAUGUAUCAACAAGCAGUAGCUGGAAGCGACCGUGUUACGAAGAUAAACGCAGCAGAAGAGAUUCAGCAUUCGACUACUCACGCUCGCUCCCUCAAAGAGAGAUUUGAACGGGGCGAGCCAAUCGCGGCGUCAGACGACGAAACUGAUAGUAAACCGAAACCGGAGAAAGCCGACGAGGAGGUGAUCGCAGCAGGCAUCAGCAGGAAGUCCCGAUCACUCUUUUUGGAACUGGACGCGACUGCAGCAAAAACAGGACGUCCAGUGACGCCAGUUCAUCCAAAAACGCCAACCGAGACCUCACGACGUGCACGAGAUGCGUUCAUGGGUCGUCAAGUCUCAGACGAUGUAGUGCGCAGCUCAGAUGCGACCGAGGAGAUCCAAGUAGAAACGUCGGAAAUUUCGAACAAGUUCAAAUUUUUCGAGUCCUAUAAGGAACCGGAGAAACAGCGGAAGCAAUUUCGCAUUACGCCACCUCGAGACGGUCAAGUCAAGAUGGAUUCACCGGAUCGCGAGAUUUACCGCGAUCCAGACGUAGUCAGAGCCGAUGACAGGGUGGACGAGGUGGUGCGCACAGACACAGCGAGGAAGAUGCUGUCCAUCUUUCGGCAGAUGGAAGAGAAUGCAUGCAAGGAAGAACUGCCGGAGGGUCCGAAGCCCUUGAAACGUUUCACACCGCCCCCUGAGGAUAAAUUCGCCAAAGCAACGGCCUCGGACUCGGAGGAAGGCGAGGAUGAAGAGGGCGAAGAAACCGAUGGUGAUGAAAGCGCUGAGGAGAGAGAUCCCAACUAUGUCCGUGCUUCUGAUAAGGUAGAGGACGAAUUCUUGAAACAAGCGCAGAAUGCGGUGCGCGCCAAGACUCUACGUGCUAAGUUCGAGCACUGGGAGGAGACCGAUGGCAAGGUCAGCAAUCAUCAUGUCGCCGAAAUGGAGAUGGCCCAGGGUACGGGCGAGCAGUCCAGCAUAGAAUCGGCGAGCAGUCUUAGAGCUCGUUUCGAGUCCCUUGGCUCGCAGGCUAACGAGUCUCCGCGCACACCGAAGGUCAAAGUCAAUCGAUUUGUGUAAAGGAAAGAGAAAGAAAGGGAGAGACGAAGAAAAUACACACCAGGAGAUUAAUUCGAUUACGAGAAAAGUGAGAGAAGAAAGAGAAGAAGAUCGAUGGAAGAGGAAGAGGAACCGUCGUUGGAACCGCGAUGGAAAGGCAAUUUUUUUAAAUCUCGUGCAUUAAGGAAAAAAUAAACGGCAAUAAAAUUCGAUUAUUGUCGAUUAUUAACGACUUUGCGUUUUCUUAGGGAUGAUUUUAACACACUCGAGUUAUGUUCGUAUAGUACAUCUUAGCCUGUAGAUUGUAUCAUAUGUUAUGUGUUAAUACGUUAUUGUACUAGAGAAUUUGCGCGAUUAUUAGAUUCGUUGAGCGUUUCGACCAAUUGCCAAUUAGAAUGGAAGAUAUAUGCUAUCGCAAAAUCAAUUCCAAACAGAUGGCAAUAAACCGUUUGAAGCAUAACAUGCCAAGUCACGCAGAAGAAAAAGCAUGCAGAAAUUUAAUAUAUAUUGAUUUGCAGAUUAUGGCGUUAUGAAAAGAUUUAUUAAUCAUUAUUUUCUUAUAAAUAUUUUUAUCAAAUGAUAAAUUGAAUUGGACAGCUGCAAAAUUUUUCAUUGCGUAUGUAAUAGAAAUCUUGCUUUAUUAGUAAUCCGUGGAAAUAUUUGUUACACAGAAACGCUCAACUUAUACAUAUAACAGAGAGAGAACUUUAUUGUCUACUAAUUUACUUUACACAAUAAAAGACGAAUGUCCAUCUUUUGUGUCAUACGUAUGUUGGCUUUAUCGUUGUCAGGAAGAAUCUUUGAAAAAAAAUAAAUUCUUUCUAUCCACAUACGUGCGAUGUAUUGCUGUAAAACAUAAGAUGGAUUCGCUUUCAAGCAGUGAAAUUCGUAACGAUGUAUAUUCAAUU